Pogona vitticeps (central bearded dragon) is the source of this 3527-nucleotide messenger RNA. The record is from RefSeq and is a predicted model, not a curated record. NCBI's taxonomy places the organism in Eukaryota, Metazoa, Chordata, Lepidosauria, Squamata, Agamidae.
GAAGGAAGCCAGGCUGCUUUUCGCCAUCGCGGCGCCUCGUCGCCCCAGCGACCGCGGAGACCUCCCUGCUCUCGCGAGACUAGCGCCGAAGCAUCGCGGCGACGAGAAAGAGAGCGGGAAGAGGCCAGAGCGGCACCAGCGGCCGAGCCGGCGCUUCCCGUACCUCCUCACGCCGGCCACAUAGACUGAGUGACGAAAAACUUUCAGAAGACUGCCCUGCGGCUCGCUCCCGAGUUCCCCCCCUUGCUUUCCAAAGAAAUCCAAAAAGCCACUUUCUCAAACUCUGGCAUUACUGCAGGUUAGACCUGCUGUUUUGUUUGUAUUCCUCAUUGCCUGCUUGGUGUUGCUACUGUUGAACACUGAAACCUGUGCUGUGUGUAGCACACUUUUGUGGCCUUAAAAAACGAGCAGGUUUGUUUCAGUCCUAGCUCUCCCAGAUUGCAGUCUACUUCUGGAAAGCCUCGCAUGAGUUCAUGGGCACAGUGCCUGCAGUGGUCAGCCCAUAUGACAACAGGAAUCUCCAUGGCUAUCACCUCGUCCAGGCCAUGCGGUUCGCUGUGGAGGAGAUCAACAACUCCAGCUGCCUCCUGCCCAACCUCACUCUGGGCUAUGAAAUCUACGACAGCUGCACCUCCUCGACCAACAUGUACGCCACGCUGAGCCUGCUGUCCAAGGACCGAGAAGGCUGCAUCGGUCAUCAGCAGGUGGAAGUCAGCUAUGAAGCCACCAGCACAGCACUGAGCAACAAGCGCCUGUAUCCCUCCUUCUUGCGCACCGUCCCCACUAACUAUGUGCAGUCUUGUGCCUUGAUACACCUGUUGGAAGCCUUCAACUGGACAUGGGUGGCCGUGGUGGCCAGCAACAACAACUAUGGCAUACAGGGCUUGCAGAAGCUUCAUGAAAGGAGUGCCAGGGUGGGCAUCUGCAUUGCCUAUCAAGGGAUCCUUCCUGCCGAACCCGAUGCCAACCGUUCUGAACUCAGCACGAUUGUGCACAAUUUGGUGAGUGCUGGUGCCAGUGUGACCAUUGUCUAUGCCAACAGGCAGAGCAUCGGAUCUUUCUUCCAGGAGGUGAUUCGGCUGAAUGUGACUGGAAAGGUAUGGCUGGGCACAGAGGACUGGUCACUGGCCUCAGAUAUCUCGAUGAUCCAUGGAAUCCGUGACAUCGGCACAGUCAUUGGUGUGGCACUCAAGGAAGCCCACCAGUUGGGAAUGAAGGCAUUUGAAGCAGCUCUUGUCGGGUGUAAGGAAGCCACGGGUGGGCUGAAUGAUAUUGGCAGCGCCAGGAGCUCCUGCCAGCAUUGUAGGGAAGCAUGCAGCCAGCUCUGUACCCAGUUUUGCAGGCCAGAUGAAUGGGAGCCAUCGCACAGUGGAUUGGAGAUAUCACCCCGUGAUUCUCGGGCAAUUUUCAAUGUCUACUCUGCUGUUUAUACUGUCGCCCAUGGCCUGCAUCGCCUGCUGGACUGCCAAACAGGGGAAUGCCGCAAAGACACAAUCUAUCCUUGGCAGGUUCCAGUCUCAGUAUGUUCCCUUGACUGCGGUCCAGGUGAGGAGAAGAUACAACAGGGGACCCAACGGUGCUGUUUCCACUGCCUGCCUUGUUCAUCGGGGACCUUCCUGAACAAAAGCAGUUUCUCCACUUGCCAGAAGUGCAAGGAAGAUCAGUGGUCCCCUGCCGGAAGCGAGGCCUGUUUUGAUCGCUCCGUCGAGUUCCUGGCAUGGGACGAACGGGUCUCCUUGGUCCUUCUGACCUGCAUUAGCCUGGGGCUUCUGCUGAUGGUCGGGACCGGGGCCCUCUUUAUAUGGCACCUGCAGACACCGGUUGUGAAGUCAGCUGGCGGCUGGCUGGCGGUAGUGAUGCUCUGCUCUCUGGCCUGCGCCAGCUUCAGCCUCUACGCCUCCUUUGGGGUUCCCAGCAAACUCAGCUGUCUCUCGAGGACUCCUUUGUUUAACGUCAGCUUUGCCAUUUGCCUUUCCUGUAUGGCAGCUCGAUCUUUCCAAAUCGUCAUCAUCUUCAAGAUGGCCACCAAGACCCCGGGCCUGUUGGAGGCCUGGAGGAGGCACCAUGGGUCAAGUGUCUUGAUAGGAAGUCUCACAGCUGUGCAGGGGGUGAUAACCUUGAUGCACCUGAGCAUCCGAACGCCCGUUCCGCAGAAGAACUAUGAUGCCUAUGACAAUGUGACUGUCCUAGAGUGUAGUGUAGGUGACUCCACACUCUGUCUAAGCGGGUUGCUCUAUAACACUCUCUUGGGGAUUUCUUGCUUCGUGAUCAGUUACAUGGGGAAAGACCUUCCUAGCAGCUACAAUGAGGCCAAAUGCAUCACUUUCAGCCUCCUCAUCUACUUUGCCUCUCUUGUGACUUAUUCUGUCACACGCAGCAUUGACACAGGACAGAAACUCUUGACCAUGUAUGUAGUCUCCCACUUCACCUCCCUGUGCGGCAUCUUUGGGAAUUACUUUGUCCCCAAGGUCUACAUCAUCCUUUUUCACUCUGAACGGAACACUAGCGAACACUUCCAGAUGUCCAUCCAGAGUUACACCAAACGGAUCAAUGCAGCAGGCUGAGUGGCAGGAGGCUGCUUUGUGUUGGAGUGGCAGGGUCUGUUUGGCUGAGUGGUGGAGGUUGGGAGUUAGGCCAGAUCCACCAGGUGAAAAGGGGAAUGUAUGGUGCUGAGGAAGAAAAUUCCUACAGUUUCAUGAUUGAUAAGGAAAGAAAAUCCCCCUUUUCAGGAGAAAUUGGGAAAUGCUCUCUGACAGCCCACCACUACCAAGUAUACAAGCUUCAUCUUGUUGUUGUUAUUUAUAUUCUCCUCCUUCUUCUGGUUCAGAGUGCAUGACGUUCCAGUGCCAUUGCAGAACAGCUUUGUCAUGUCAAGAAGGUCUAGGUAUUGUGGGGGAUGAUGACUUUUCCCUUGCAUCCAAGUUGCUAGUGUUAGGCUUCCAUUCAGGCCUUUAGUGCCCAUUCUCAGGCUGAGUCUGUUAGAAUAUGACUUAGCUUUACAGCUCUGCUUCUCUUCUUCUGAUCUCUGCUUUGACUUGGCAGAUGAUUGUCUUGGAAUGGUAUGUAUUUAUCUCUGCUGUACCAGCCAAAGCCAUUAAUUUUAAAUACCCAGUCUUGGGAAACUAGGAGGUAUCACUUUGUUCAUUAGUGAAGUGCUUUGAAUACAUCUGUGUCGUCAUUUCUGCCAGUUAGUAAGAUAUGUUAUUAGGAUUCUUCUUCAUUUUAACUCUUAAAGUAUAACCACAUGUUUAAAACUUUAGAAAAUGUAUGUACUAAAACAGCCAGUGUAAUUUCCCUAUGCUUAUCCCUUAUAGUACUACUAAGCCAAAUGUAUUAUGGGUAACAGCCAUUAUCUACAAAGCUGAAGGCACACAGGCAUUUUUGUAUCUCUAUUGCUAACAAGGUCUUAUAGAACAGUUGACACAAGCAUUCCACUCUUUGGAUCAAGAGGGCAAAGACAUUCCACCAGAGAAAGUACAGUACCAGGUAAAUUGUAUCUUUCAUGUUGGGCAGACAAGCCAGAUGCC